Molecule: messenger RNA, 402 nt
Organism: Symbiodinium necroappetens
Lineage: Eukaryota; Dinophyceae; Suessiales; Symbiodiniaceae
Source: the annotation of a GenBank genome assembly
AUGCAGAUAUUCCGUUGUGCCAUCCAGGACGCCGCGGUGUACGAGAGGCUGACGCGAGGGGACGGCGAGAUCGCGGCAGCUCAGGUCGUGCAGAACGUAAAAUCGAAGAUCCAAUCGGUCAUCCAGCAUGGGCAUUGGCAGGCAUGGCUGCUUCCUGGGUCUCUUACUCCGAGCGUCCGGGCAACCAGUGAAAGGUGUGGUGUCCCGUCGUCUGGCAUGCUCCAACUCCAGGCUUCGCGAGGUGGACCGCUGGGAAGUCCUCCUGGGAAAUGUGAAAAGUUCGACUACUUCGUGCUCUACUCUUCGAACGACAGCAGCUUGCAAGGUUACUGGUACGGAGGAUGGAACACAGGGAGUCGAGGUUUCCAGGAGGGCGACUCUGAGGCUCUCGCGUGCAAGUAA